GUUGAAUAAUCCUCUCCAGCUCCCAGUGCACAGUCAAGGAAUUUUAAAAACAGAGGACUUUGUAACCACGAAGUACUCUCCAAGAUUUAAAAGGCUACGGAGCUCCAGAAAAAUAAUCAUUUAUCUUUCUCCUAACGAAGUUCCUCCCAUUACAAGUUUACACCGACAGCAAGCCACCCGACUCCAUCACACAGGGUCUCCAGGUAAAGGAAGGGUGGAAAUGUGCUUCUGGACAAAGCUUCCAAUAUUGGGGGUGCCCGUGUUCCUUUUCCUCGGCCUUGUUCCCUCUACUGAGACGGAAAGACCUUCCACGCAGGACAGCGGUGGCCCCUGGAGCCCCGACCACCUGACGGAAGUACUACGAGCUCUGUCUGCUGAUGACCCUCCACCCCUGAACCAUUCGAGAAGCCUCGUCAAAACCUUGCUGGAGAAAACUGGCUGCCCGCGGAGGAGAAAUGGAACGCAAGGAGCUUGCAGUCUGUGCUUUGAACCAGAUGCCCUGUUACUAAUAGCUGGGGGAGAUUUUGAGGAGCAGCUCCAAGAGGAAGUGGUCCAGAGAGUUUCCCUUCUCCUCCUCUAUUACAUUAUUCAUCAGGAAGAGAUCUGUUCUUCCAAGCUCAACAUGAGUAAUCGAGAGUAUAAAUUUUACCUACACAGCCUCCUCAGCCUCAGGCAGGACGAAGACUCCUAUUUCCUUUCACAGAACGAGACAGAAGAUAUCUUGGCAUUCACCAGGCAGUACUUUGACACUUCUCAAAGCCAGUGUAUGGAAAUCAAAAUGCUGCAGGAAAAAUCUGGAAUAUUGAGCAGUGAUGGUGCUGAUGAAAAUACACUUCCUCAGUUAGCAGCAACAAUCAUCGCUCUGUCCCUCCAAGGUGUUUGUCUGGGGCAAAGAAACUUGCCUUCCCCAGACUAUUUUACAGAAUAUAUUUUCAGUUUUUUGAAUAGUACAAACACUCUCCACGUCUCAGAACUAGACCAGCUCCUCAACAUUCUCUGGACCAAAAGUACCUGUAUCAGAAAAGGUAAAAUCCAUCAACUUCAAAGGACACAAACCAACCUAACAAUCUAUGAUUGGGGUCACCCUAAUCUAUCUGUAUCCAUGGGCCAAGAGUCAAAUGAUGGUUCAGCUUCCUGGGAUGAGUUUUGCUUCUCUGCAGGGCAGCUGGCAGAGAUAUUUGUACAGAGCAGCCUUUCACCCAUUUCCAAGGAAGUCUUCCAACGAAUGAGUCCGGGAAUCAUCCAGCAGUUACUCAGCUGCUCUUGCCAGCUGCCUGAGGACCAAGCAGCAAAGUUGCCACCGACCACUCUGGAGAAAUAUGGCUACAGCACAGCGGCCGUGGCCUUGCUCACGCUGGGUUCCAUGCUCGGGACGACGCUGAUUCUGUUCCACAGCUGUGAGGAGAACUACAGGCUGAUUUUACAGCUGUUUGUGGGUCUGGCUGUCGGGACACUUUCUGGGGAUGCUCUGCUCCAUCUUAUCCCUCAGGUUCUUGGUUUACAUAAGCAGGAAGGCUCAGAGUUUGGACAUUUCCAUGAAAGCAAAGGCCAUCUUUGGAAACUGUUAGGAUUAAUUGGAGGCAUCUAUGGAUUUUUCUUGAUAGAAAAAUGUUUCAUUCUUCUGAUAUCACCAAAUACCAAGAAAGGCCCAGAAGAUUCACAGGCAGCUGAAAUUCCUGUAGGCAGUCUGACGGCCUCCAACAGAAAAUGCAAAACCAUUAGCCUGUUAGCAAUAAUGAUACUGUUUGGGGACAGCCUGCAUAAUUUCGCGGAUGGCCUGGUGAUAGGAGCGGCCUUCUCAUCUUCAUCUGAGUCAGGAGCGACCACCACGCUUGCCAUCUUAUGUCACGAAAUUCCACAUGAAAUGGGAGACUUUGCCGUGCUCUUAAGCUCUGGCCUUCCUAUUAAGAUUGCCAUCCUUAUGAAUUUUGUAAGUGCUCUCACUGCCUUCAUAGGACUCUACGUUGGCCUCUCAGUAUCAGCUGAUCCGUGUGUUCAAAACUGGAUCUUAACAGUUACUGCGGGAAUGUUCUUAUAUUUAUCCUUGGUGGAAAUGCUUCCUGAAAUGACUCAUGUUCAAACACGGCGACCCUGGUUGAUGUUUCUCCUGCAGAACUUUGGGCUGACCCUAGGUUGGCUCUCUCUCUUACUGUUGGCUAUAUAUGAACAAAAUAUUAAAAUAUAAGCUGAGAGUCUCAAAAUCCUUCAAAAAUGAAUUUAUACAGCUUCAUUUUGUUUCUUUCCUGGUACUCCAGAGUGGCUUGUAAAUUAAGCAUUUUUAUCUUCCAGAAAGGCUAUGUGUCUUUUAGUUCAUUAACUUAUUAAUUUUAUGAUGCACUUUUGUUUUGGGAUAUAAAUGUCAGGUUGUCCUCAACUGAAAUUUUGGUGUCAGUGCCCAGAACCAUGAUGGAACGCCU
Molecule: messenger RNA, 2417 nt
Organism: Enhydra lutris kenyoni (northern sea otter)
Lineage: Eukaryota; Metazoa; Chordata; Mammalia; Carnivora; Mustelidae
Product: solute carrier family 39 member 12
Exons: 12
Coding region: 221-2185 (654 amino acids)
Biological process (GO): intracellular zinc ion homeostasis; zinc ion import across plasma membrane
Cellular component (GO): membrane
Molecular function (GO): zinc ion transmembrane transporter activity
Source: RefSeq, a predicted model, not a curated record